Messenger RNA from Linum trigynum, 2496 nucleotides. Lineage: Eukaryota; Viridiplantae; Streptophyta; Magnoliopsida; Malpighiales; Linaceae. The record is from the annotation of a GenBank genome assembly.
GUUAAUCCUUACUUUACUCCACAUCAUGGACAGACUGAGCGAGCUUUCGGACGACAUUCUACGUCACGUCCUCUCCUUCCUCGUCGACAUAGAAUCCGCUGCUCGAACCAGCAUUCUGUCCGGGAGAUGGAGACCCUUGUGGAAGGACGUCCCCGUCCUCCACCUCUACUCGAGCACUUCCCCCUUCACCGGUAACUUCGAGCACAAGUUGGUGCCCCUCCGAUCCCACCGCGGGAACUGCGUGGACAUCAGCUUCAUCAGCUCCGGCAAGGAAGAAGAGUAUGCUAUCAUAGUGGGAAGAAAGAAGCCCGACCUCGUUCAUGCUAGUUUUGGGAAGGGUGUCGUUGACGUGUUCGACAAGGUACUGGAACGCUGUGCUUCCCUCCGGGCUUUGUCAUUCCGCAAAUGGUUUCUAUGUGAUGACUUGGGUCGCAUGGCGUCCUCCAUCGCCCGUCACCAUCACAGCGAAUCUCUCGAGGCUCUCGAGUUCGUGGGCUGCUUCUUACUCCGCGGCGAUCUCGAAGCAGCCUGCGAGCCAUCGUUCCCGAUGGUGACCACUUUGGAGCUUCGUGGCUGCGACAUUAGCUACUUCCACCACGACGAUCCUUUCGCCAUCCUCCCUCGUUUGAGUUGCUUAAAGCUGGUCGGUUGCAACAGGAUAUACCUGUCGGAUUCCAUCAAGAUUUCGGGGCUCGAGCUGCGGAGCCUCGAAAUUCGAUGCACAGAUGUGUGCAUUACCCAGCUGGCGGCACCGAAGCUCGAGUCGUUGUGUUACUCGGGCGAGAUGGAGCAUCUCGGGGCAUUCCAAGAGGCGAACCUUCCUUCUCUGUGUCGCGCUAGUGUGAGCAUGGAAUACCGGAAGUCGACGGAAUUGGACGGUCAGGGAUUCAAGAGCUUGUUGCAUGGUUUGCGUUAUGCAAAGUCUCUCGACUUGUGUAUUAAACAAACGUUUACGAGCUUCUUCCAUCAUUUGCCACGUACGAAGUCUCUGCUCUUAUAUCUCAAAACAGAGUAUCGAAAAUCACAAGAGUACUCCGAUCUUUUCAAAAUGAAGUCAUUCAUCGAUGAUGAAAUAUCUCGCUUUACCAGAUUGAAGACCUUCAACAUUCGAUAUCCAGAAGAGUUUAUCAUCUCUCUCCCAACCAAUGAAAAUGAUGUUACUGAAGAUCCCGAAGCAUGCGACGAAGUUGACACAGAUAACUGAAGGAGGCCCUUCCGUUACGUGUGUACCAUUCGAAAAAGGUGAACAUCCCUAGCUAGGUCAUGCUCGUUUAAACAUGUGACUCGAAAAUAUGGCAAAAUUCUAACGACAAGUCAUAGCUCGGGAGGUUAAGGGCUUGUUCCAUGGUUUGCGUUAUGCAAAGUUUGGAGCUUUGCAUUUGGGUUAUCCUCAUUAUACCUUUAUUAUUUGGUCAUAGGCUACUAUAAUGUUGAAUGUUUACCACGAGUUAACACCUAAACCAUUUCAUUUAGAGUGUCUUGUGAUGGUUAUUUUCCCUUUUCCAAGAUAACUAGUCAAAAUAUAUGAUUAAUUAUCUGGCGGAUGGUGUUUUCUCUCUUGAUAAUCUCAAAAGUAUCAUGAUCUUAUCAUAUUGAAAUCAAUAAAGCUCCCGCGCAGGUUUCAAUAUUCACACCAAGCAUUUCUCUCCAAACCAACGAAAAGACGAUUGUAGAUAUCAUUAUCCUUAAUCGCUUGCCUUGAAGUCUUUUAUUUAUUUAUUUAUUUUGGGUGCCAUUUAGAGUUAUCUUCCUUUAUUUUGUAAAUAAGAACCAUGUUUAUAAACUAUGAGUGGAUAAAUACUAAAUUUAUAUGAAUUUUUCAAUGAAGAAAUUGGAUCAACUACGUAUCGCAUGACUUUCUUUACUGCAUGAACAUGGGCAUAGUAUAGUCAACAACAAAUCCGAGCCCCUAAGUUGGGUUUGCUGAAAUUGGGCCUGUGGUGGUUUAAUAACCAAGCCUUGCCCCAGUUAGGCCCUAAGUAAUUGAGCCCGUUUCCCGCCGUACUAAUCCGAGUCCGCCAAAAAAUAGGUUAUUUAUUGUCUCUUUUUCAUAUAAGAGCUACAAACACAAAUACAAUAAGGGACUUAUUUAUUGUCUCUUCUUACGUGGAUUGCGUAAUGCAAAGUCUCUCGACUUGUGCUUCAUGUAUUUGUAAAUUUUAUGUACCUUAAUACCACCUUUUAUAGGUUGAAAUUAGAAGGCUUAAUAACUGCAAACAUUUUGGUAUUAACAUGUGUGUAUUUAAAUUUUAAUUAUCAUGAAUCUCAUUUGGCUAAAAAAAUUGACGAGUUUAAGAAAAUAUUAUGACAUGCCAUAAUCAACUUCCGAUCAUUGACAGGUAAACUUACCGUUAGAUAUGAAUUUAUGUAUCGAAACGAUUGAGAAAAAUAAUUUGCGUACCAGUUCGACCCAAUAGAAAGUUCGUGUACCAAAACAAUCAAAUUUCAAAAGUUUGAGGGUUAAAUUGUGCUCUUUAAUAAAGUGGAGCGAAAAGC